AUGACUCCCUCAGAGCAGCAAGAACCUCGAGCUGUUCAUAGCGAAAGCAGACUACCAUCUGCCAAUGGCACCGACACUGAAUCUAAUGCGCCCGUCAACCUUUCCCAUGCGCUUGGCGAAAAAGAGAGUAUUCGCCCCGAUGGCAAGCGCGAACUAAAGGAAGAAGAUUGCUACGAAAUCCUGGGCUAUUCAUGGCCACGAUGGAAGAAAUGGACAUACCUCGUCGCAGUCGCGUUCGUUCAGGUUUCUAUGAACUUCAAUACCUCAGUAUACCCGGCUGCCGUCAAACCUCUAUCUGAGGCUUUCCAAAUUAGCGAGCAACACGCUCGUACAGGUCAAAUGGCCUACCUAGUGACUUAUUCGAUUGGCUGUGAGCUGUGGGCUCCUUGGUCUGAGGAAUUCGGUCGCUGGCCUAUCCUUCAGCUCUCCAUGUUCCUGAUUAACAUUUGGCAACUCCCUGCCGCACUUGCCCCUAAUUGGGGCAGUGUAGUUGUUGCUCGUGCAUUGGGUGGUCUCUCUACCGCCGGUGGUAGUGUUACUCUUGGUCUUAUUGCCGAUCUCUACGAACCCGAGACACAACAAUUCCCUCUUGCCUUCAUCGUUUUAUCCUCUUGUAUCGGUACCAGUAUCGGCGGUGUGAUCGGUGGUCCCAUUGCGCGAUUCCUUGACUGGCAAUGGUUCUUCUGGAUUCAGCUUAUCUUUGGAGGUGUCACCCAAAUCAUCAUCUUCUUCAUGCCCGAAAGUCGUUCAACUAUUAUCAUGGACAAAGAAGCCAAGCGCCGCCGCAAGACCGGAGAAGACCCGAACAUCUACGGACCUAACGAACUCAAAAACCCCUCAAUUUGGGCUCGACCAUUCUACAUGCUUCUACGGGAACCCAUUGUCCUCUGCCUGUCUCUUCUCUCCGGUUUCUCCGACGCUCUGAUCUUCACUUUCUUGGAGAGCUUUGCCAUCGUCUACGAACAAGGAUGGGGCUUCGGUACCCUCGCACAAGCAUGGGCAAUUAUUCCCAUCAACGUCGCCUAUUUCAUCGCAUACUUCAGUUACUUCCCCUGGUUCCUCCGCGACCAGAAACUCCGAGUCCGACACGGCGAUGCAGCUAUUCCACCCGAACGCCGUCUGAAAUGGCUUUUAUUCCUCGCUCCGCUCGAACCGAUCGGUCUAUUCGGUUUUGCCUGGACAUCCCUCGGUGACGCAAGAAAUGUGCACUGGAUCGGAUCCAUGAUUUUCUCCGCCUGCGUCGGUAUCGCCAACUACGCAAUCUACCUCUCCUCCGUUGACUACAUGGUCGCAUCCUACGGUGUCUAUUCCGCUUCUGCGACUGGCGGCAAUGCAUUUGCUCGUGACCUUCUUGCCGGUAUCUCCGCCAUGUACGCAACGCCCAUGUACACCAAUAUCGGCGACAAGUGGCAUGUUGAGUACGCAACUACUAUCCUGGCUUGCCUAUCCUGUCUGGUUGUGACUCCCAUCUAUGUGUUCUACUGGAAGGGACCCCAGAUCCGCGCGAAGAGCAAGUUCGCCUCUACGCUUGCUGCCGACAGAGACCAGAACAAUGGUCGGCGUGUCAGCAAGAUUAGUAUCGAGCCGUCGUAUUGA
This is a messenger RNA of Penicillium paradoxum, 1596 nucleotides long. RefSeq lists its product as uncharacterized. Lineage: Eukaryota; Fungi; Ascomycota; Eurotiomycetes; Eurotiales; Aspergillaceae. Gene Ontology annotation, biological process: transmembrane transport. Gene Ontology annotation, molecular function: transmembrane transporter activity. Bases 1 to 1596 code for a protein of 531 amino acids. The record is from RefSeq and is a predicted model, not a curated record. The transcript is spliced from 4 exons.